Messenger RNA from Apus apus (common swift), 4178 nucleotides. It is a transcript of the gene RGS9, whose product is annotated as regulator of G protein signaling 9. The transcript is spliced from 18 exons. Gene Ontology annotation, biological process: G protein-coupled receptor signaling pathway; intracellular signal transduction; regulation of G protein-coupled receptor signaling pathway. The record is from RefSeq and is a predicted model, not a curated record. Lineage: Eukaryota; Metazoa; Chordata; Aves; Apodiformes; Apodidae. The coding region runs from base 338 to 1723 and encodes 461 amino acids.
GGCGGCUGCGCGGGGCGCGGCAGCGGCUCUGAGGGAAACUGCGCUCUCCUGAGGGACGAGGAGCUCCGCCGGGCCCGGCAGCGCCGCCCCUGCCACCGCCCCGCGGCUGGGGGAGUGUGUGUGGGGGUGCUGACAGGCGAGCGGCGGCGGGAGGACCCGCCAUGCUGCUGGAGUUUCUGUCACCUUUGCCAUUUCAGAGGGCCACCAAGAUCUUUUCAUAGGACUAAACAGCACCUCAACACUUGAAUUAUGAGGCACUGCAAACCUGUGAAGAACUCUCCUCCUGCUCCUUUUUUGGCCACCAGCUGAUGUCUUGAAGCGUGAGGUUGAAGCACUGAUGAUGGAGAUGCAGAAUCCAGACAAGGGCAUCAAGACACAGACGCAGGUCGUGAUGAUCACAAACAUCCCACACGCUGUGACAGGUAAUGAUAUAAUGCAGUGGAUUCUCCAACGCUUGCAGAUCACUCCGGAAGAGGCACUCCACCUGGGGGACCUGUUUGUUAAAUAUGGAUACAUCUACCCUCUUCAGGAGCCAAAGAAUCUCACCCUUAAACCAGACGUCAGCCUGUACAGGUUUCAAACCCCCUAUUUCUGGCCCGUGCAGAGCUGGCCUGCUGACGACACAGACUACGCGAUUUACCUGGCAAAGAAGAACAUUAAGAGGAAAGGGAUUUUAGAGGAGUAUGAAAAGGAACAUUACAACAUGCUCAAUCAAAAACUGAACUACAAGUGGGAUUUUGUCAUUAUGCAGGCCAAAGAGCAGUAUAAGGCAGGGAAGGAGCGGAAGAAGGCGGACAGGUAUGCCCUGGACUGCCAGGAGAGAGCCUACUGGCUGGUGAACCGAACUCCGCCCGGCAUGAUCAACACCCUUGACUAUGGACUAGACCGUGUAGCGGAUCCCAAUGAAAAUAAGAAAAAAACCAUGGACGUUUAUAGGAGAGAGAUCAUGUACUAUCAGCAGGCCAUGGUGAAGCCCAGAGUGAAAUCUUCUGUCUCUAUUGGAGGGCUUGUGAAAUACUCUGAGCAGUUCCUCUCCAAUGAUCCUAUCGUGUCUGGAUGUCUCCCCAGCAACCCCUGGAUAACAGAUGACCCUGAGUUCUGGGAUCUCAAUGCCAAGCUGGUGGAAGUCCCCACCAAGAUGCGUGUGGAGCGCUGGGCCUUCAACUUCAGCGAGCUGAUGCGGGACCCCAAAGGUCGGCAGAACUUCCAGCUCUUCCUGAAGAAGGAGUUCAGCGGAGAGAAUCUGGGUUUCUGGGAAGCCUGUGAGGAUCUCAAGUAUGGAGACCAAUCCAAGGUCAAAGAAAAAGCAGAAGAAAUUUAUAAGCUCUUCCUGGCUCCAGGAGCAAGGCGCUGGGUUAACAUUGAUGGCACAACAAUGGGCAUCACAGUCAAAGGCCUCAAGCACCCUCAUCGCUAUGUUUUAGAUGCUGCUCAGACCCACAUAUACAUGCUGAUGAAAAAGGACUCCUAUGGCCGCUAUUUAAAGUCUCCAGUGUACAAGGAAAUGCUGGCCAAGGCUAUUGUGCCACAAGAGACUGUCAAAAAAAGCUCUGGUUUGUUCGGACGCCGACAGCUCCGCUCCAGCCCCAGUCCUGUCAUCCUGAGGCAGCAGGAGGAAGAGGCCAAAGCCAAAGAAGCUGCCACGACCGUGGACAUCACGCAGGUCAUGAGCAAGCUGGAUCGCAGGAGCCAGCUCAAGAAGGAAGAACCUCCUCCUAAGUAGGCUCUGAGCCCUGCAGGGCACAGCGCAGGGAAAAGACAAGCCGAGGCUGGCAUUGAGCUUCGUCUCCCCUUCCUGAAGGUGUCAGUGCUGCUUUAGGUUUUCCAGGCCGGCUCUGCCAACAGCCUGUUUCCCGCACGUUCGUUUCCAUGGCUUCUGAAGCAGCAGAUGUCACUUCCCAGGCAUGUCAGGUGUGGGAUUGCUGCCGGAGCCAGGCUGCUGGCUGUGCUGGACUCGGGGUGCAGGGCCCAGGCAAACCUUGGAGAGGGGAUGCCUUCUGGCUGUCCCAAACCCUCUCUGGAGUCUGGUCACUCCAGCUGUGUCUCCCUGCCUCCUGCUCCUCCAGGAGCUGGGAUAGCAUGAGGCAGGGGUAGAGAUCUGCCAUCCCAGUGCUUUGGGUUCAAAUCAGCCUUCCUGGGAGCAGAGUUGGAGCAGGGAGCUCCUGCAGGGAGCAGGGUGAGGUGGCCCAUCUUGGAGUGUGUCUGUGCUGGAGUCCAUCCUCUCAGGGCGAUGUGCACCCUCCCAAGGGGUGCAUUCUUGGCACCCCCUGACAGGAGUGCACCCCUUGCUUGAAGGAUCUUGCACCUCUUAGCCAGGGCACUGGAGCCACUGGCAAAAGAGCAGGGUUGACUUCUCGUGAAAAGGGGAGGAUGAGCAUUUCUGAAGGUUGACCCUCUGUUUUAAUGACACCCUCAAGUCCUCCCUGAUAUGUGGGAGAUGAUCAGUGGAAAUCUCUGCUCUCCCCAGAGACUCCCCUGCCCCAUGAGCUGGGUGUGUAGGUGCAGAGCCAGCUCAAGAGCCUGCAGGAGGGCCUGAGAGAUGCAGCCACAGCUUUGUGUUUCUUUUAUUGAAUCCUUCCUAACUCUUGUCUUGUCUUUUUCCUGCUCUUCUAUUUUCAGCUGUUAAAGAAAAAGCUAACAGAAGGUACUUCCAGUUGUCACUGGCUUGUAGCCCAGAGACAAGAAAGAACCAGGGUAGAGGCGUUAAGAGCUGAUUUCAACUUUUAGUGGUGUGUUGUUUUUUUUGUUGUUUGGUUGGUUGGUUUUUUUAAUUUGCUCUAUCUUUUUUGCUCUAUAGAAUGAGGCAACCUAAACUACUAAGUUAGUGGUGAAGAGCUCAGGGAGAUUCCAGCCUUUGCUGGGAAACCCCAGCAUGUCUGGACCUGGCCAGUGAUUACCAGAAGUGGGAGGAUUCCUUCUGAGCCCAGUAAAGGGAAUUAGGGGGGCAGAAAAGCUUCCUUGUUUGUUAACAUUCAGGGGAAGCAGAAGGACUGAGUGGGAAGCGUGGAGGUCUAGGAAAGCUUCUUCACUCUGGUUUAUAUUGUUCAUCUGUUUUUACUACUGAAAUAAUUUUACAGGAAAUGGGAGAUGGAGAAAGCUGGAUGUGAGUAGGAGCCCUCAGGUACCAGGGUGCAGCUCCUGGUGAGCAGGGAAAUAGGCUGUAGAUCUGUCCCAAACAGCUGUGAAGAGCCAUUCUUGCCCUCCCUGUGCAUGUCACCAGAGCUCAGAAUCAGGGCUCCAGGGUCUGACCUGGUAUCACUGCAGACCUGGUGUCCUUUGCUCUGCAUGAGCUGGGGCGAUGUUCACAACCUCCAUGAACCUAACAGGGAUAAACCUGCUCAGAGGAAUCAAAACCAAGUUGUGCAAGUCUUUUGCUCUGAUGCCAAGGUCUGCUUGCUAAGGCUCUGCUCCUAUUGCCAGUGGAAGCAAUCACAAAUUUUGCAAUUCCCUAAGAGUGAGCAGGCUCAGAUGGUAAUUGUUAUUUCUGCUUAAAAUGACAAGGCUUUUUUAAUGUGAGAUACUAAGCGCUAUCAGCCUAUCUGGAUAUAAGAGCACUGAAGGAUACUGAAGAACUUUGCAGGGUUGUUCCAAAGCCACUUGGAUGUGAUGACCUCUACAGUCACUUCAGAGUUUGUAGAACAUGGAGCACUGAGCAUGUUGGGAUUGCCAGUAUGUAGUAACAUGUGGAAGAAAAACUCAGAAUAUAAAUAAUAAAUAACAAAUCUGUGUGUUCCAGUCAGUCCCUCUGAUUCUACUGUUUUGUCUGUAGAUUUGCUUUCUAUGUUCACUUUAUCCAUUCCUUUCUCUGACUUUUUUCGUCAUCUCAGCUUUGCAUUGUUGUGCCCCUGACAUGGGUUAAUGCUGCAUGCUCUGGAGUCACUGCCUGUGGAACACCAGUCCUACACUGGCAGGCAGAAGCUGGCUCUGUUCUGCUUAUAGGCUGAAUCAGCUGGUGUGGCCCAGUGUGCUGCUGCUUGGUCCCUUGCUGCUCAGUCCCUGAAGAGGAAGGUCACCUGGUACAAAGUGUGACCAUGGUACAAGCUGAACUUCCCUUUCUGCCAGCCAAGAAAUUGUUUGUUUCCAUUGGAAAUCAGAGCAAUAUGUUGUUUCAUUUCUUGGCCAUUGCUCCCAUGCAUUCAUCUGUCUAAUAAAAAUUAAUUUAGAAAAUUUAAAAAGAA